CACAAUGCCACGUCAAUGUCCGUUGUGGACAAUUUUGAUGAGUUGGCAUUGUCCACGUCACGCAACACGUGGCUAGGAGACAGAAGACCCGAUUUCGAAGCCGAGAGAGAGAUAAUUGUCGCAACAGAACCCUUCUCAUCGUCGAGGGCGAGUCUGUUUUCGGAGCCUCGUAGGGAUUCCAUACCUUGGCCCGACGAGGAGAAGGACGAGGAGCAAUUCACUCAUGCAGGAGGAGCCAUGGAUCAUGACAAAGGAUCCGGGAAAAGGCUGCAGUCUCUCUACUCGGAGCAUCUCUCUGUCGAGCCCGAUCUGGAGGGAUUCGACGAUUUCACCAUUGCAUCCUCUUGGGAGAGAUUCAUAGCAGGGGUGGAGGCUUCGUGCCGUGAAUGGAUGUCUGCUCCCAGGCCUGAUUUGCUGGCAGCUGGUGCAGAAAAAGUUGAAGCAGUUGAUAACAUGUACUUGGUCAGCAAGGAACUUUCCUUUGAUUCCCGCAAUUUUCGUCUUGAUUUCUACUUCCAGGGUACUAGCGAAGAUGACAGGGAAGAGUGGAAAGAUGGCUUACUCCCACUGCAAGUCUGGUUCAACGUUACAGAUUUUCUGCUAAUCUCUCCAUUGGAUAUAACAAAUGGAGUGGAGCCAUCAGAAGCUUCGUUACUUCUCAGUACGGUCACUGUAGCUCUUGCCAGUUGCGGCAGUCAGUUACCAGCCUUUGUACCUGUUCAUGAAGCUAAGCGUAAAGCGUACCAAGGUAUAUUAGGCACCAAAACUUAUUCCGCUCGAUUUGAAGCCGAUCGGAUCACAUCCUGGGUUCCAGUGAAACUCAUGCAUCUGAUGGGCCUCUAUGACCUCUUUGUAUCAAAGCUGACGUUCAAAACGGCAUCAGACUUGUUAGCGCCUAGUGUGAGUGUGGAAUUUUCGAUGCGCUUAACCUACCGGACACCUGUAUCAAAGCCUCCAAAUGAUGAUGAUGUGGAUGCGGAAGGCCGUAAAGUUGUAAAGAAGAAUUGGGAUGCUAGCUGUCCUUGGUCAAAGUGGCACACAUUGGAUGAUCCCGUAAAAGGAUUUGAGCUUGUCGCAAUAUGGAGGCGACGGACAGUUACAAUGUCCACAGAGAUGGAAGAGCAGGAAAAUGGACCGACUUUGGAAGCUGAUAAAUGGCUGCUAUCAGUAGUUGACACUCCUAAAGAGAAAGACCCUGAAAAAGAGGAGUCAGUGGGCUUUGCGGGGCGUCUUCCAUCUUUGGUUCUUGCAUUUCAUUUAGCUAGUGAGGCGAAUGUUGUUGAGGACUUCGCUGCUGCCGACAAGUCUUAUAUUCAACACAUAACGCAGUCAUUGGACCUACCUGAUCCUUUUGAAGUGGAUCGGGUUCUUAAAGAAGUCUUUCAAGAAGACCAAACAGUCACUGGUUGUGGAGAGAUGACUCAAGCUUUUUCACACGGGGUGAAAGGGUCACCACCUGACUCGCUUUUUUCUCGGUUUUGCCUACACGCACUCCAAGUCGGUGGGUGCAACAUUCGAGCAAUCGCUGUUUUGUGGAUUGAAUUUGUUCGAGAAGUGAGGCUCUUCUGGGAUGAAGGGGACAGACUACCGCGCAUGGCCUUAGAUGCUACACCCGACCCGAGCACUUGCUUAAUGCAUCAGAAACUGCAAUUGCUUCAAUUGUGUAUCCAGCAAAAAGCUGGUAAGAAGUCAUCCACAGUUGUAGAGGACGCACCUAAGGUGGAACAGACUGGCGAGUCGCAAGGAAAUAAGCCUGAACCAGAAAACAUUGUUGAGAUAGUUGAGGAGACAAAGCAUUUGAACGUGGACCCUGAUGAUGAUGGAGAUCAAGAGUAUCAUUCUCCGUAUGAAAUGAGUUCAGAAGAGAACUGGCAAGCCACAGCCGAUGACCAGCUUGAAAUGGAUGCGAUAUUUUCUCCCCAGGAGGUUCGGCGCAAAGACUCUAGCAAUCGAAAGAAGCCCAAGGACCAUUCAAGCACAUCUUCCAAGUCACUCGAGCCUACUAACAAGGUCAAGAAUGUCAGUAAUCGAACAUAUAUGGCUUCUGAUGCUGUAGACCCAAAUACCAACUCUGAAGAGCCUGUGCAAUCAGAACCCUCACAGCACAGAGUAGAUUCGUCUACCGUAUCUGUGAGCAGUAGUGCUGGGGUUGAGGAAACUGUCAAAGAUUCUGGAAGGAGAGAAAUGGCUGACCUUGGAUCCGAACCUGGUAAUUGGUGGAGGGGAAUGUGGGCCAGCAACAAAUCGGAAAUGAGAGAUCUAAAUAAGGCUGUUUUUGAUUAUGAGCGCGAAGCAGAAAAGGUACUACACUACUUGGAUACUAUCAGGCCACAAGAGCUCUUAGCCCAGAUGUUGACCACGUCAUAUCUGCUGGUUGCUGACGGCUUGAGGACUCCUUUGGCGGAUUACAUGGUGUCACCAGUGUUGAUUGAGCAAUUUGAAGAAUUGUAUGCAAGGAUGGUCUCUCUUCUCCCAUCUUUGUACAUGCAAAAGAAACAAGGAGAAGACCAGGGUUCUGAUGUACACAUAGAUCUUCUACAUCUUUGCUCCAUGUUCGAGAAAGUUGAAGAAAAUGUCCUCCUUGCUGUGUCGCUGGGGCAGAAGCUCAAAGGUGCACCAAGGUUACUCGCGACAUUUCUCGACAAUUACAUUGGGAGAGAAUCCAAACCAGUUCCUCGAGUGGUGGUCGAAGGCGCCCCUCGGCAUUGGAAGGAGGGUGGAACUAGUGAAAAGGAGGUGGUAGCAUUCCUCUUUCCCCAACUUGGACCAAUUCAAGCAUGGAAGAGGAGUCUGCGAAUGGGAAACUUUUUAAAUGGGCAUGAGCCUAUCCAGCGGGAAAUCAUUUUCAGCUCCUGUUAUGAUGUGUUGGACCAUUACCGGGAUGGAAGUCGAAGGCAGCGUGUUAGCACUAAGGAUUCUUACACUCACAGAAUGUACCUUUCUGGGACAUCCUCUGAUCUCCAAGUCGCGCUCUCUGUAAUCUCCACUGAUUGAUUAGUCUUCUUCAAAUGAUUGAUAGACACAGCUCCAGAAACUCUGGGUCUCAAGUUUAGACCGGCUUACGUUGUCUAGUAAUUUGGUAAGGUUUUGAAAUAUCGCGCACCAUCAAAUUGUUGAUAAUUGGGCGCUUUCUGAACUACUGAGAUUAUUUACUUCUCGCCAGAUAAGCGAAUUUUUCAACUGCUGUACUGUUACGCUCGUUCUUAA
Messenger RNA from Physcomitrium patens, 3207 nucleotides. RefSeq lists its product as uncharacterized. Gene Ontology annotation, biological process: positive regulation of GTPase activity. NCBI's taxonomy places the organism in Eukaryota, Viridiplantae, Streptophyta, Bryopsida, Funariales, Funariaceae. Gene Ontology annotation, molecular function: GTPase activator activity. The record is from RefSeq and is a predicted model, not a curated record.